Messenger RNA from Anguilla anguilla (European eel), 3286 nucleotides. It is a transcript of the gene mettl21a, whose product is annotated as methyltransferase like 21A. NCBI's taxonomy places the organism in Eukaryota, Metazoa, Chordata, Actinopteri, Anguilliformes, Anguillidae. Bases 612 to 1274 code for a protein of 220 amino acids. Gene Ontology annotation, cellular component: cytoplasm; cytosol. Gene Ontology annotation, biological process: peptidyl-lysine methylation. The transcript has 4 exons. Gene Ontology annotation, molecular function: protein-lysine N-methyltransferase activity. The record is from RefSeq and is a predicted model, not a curated record.
CCACUUAAUACUUAAAGCAACAGUAUACUUGUUGCAACUGUGGCUUGAAAAAGUUUAAGUUCUUAAGUCAUCCGUCAAUAAAUUGUUUAUUCAUUUUAACGGACCUGAGUUCAUUUUCCGUUGGCCAAAAGAGACAUAUGAAAGGCUAGAAAGCGAAAAUUUGUCGACAGCGAACCUAUUUUCCGAGACAAGCUGAGGUUCUCUGUUCCGAUGACGUGAACGAGCAAAACGCUAGCUACAGCGAGCAGGAUUAUACAGUAGCAAAUGUCUCGCAUCUGCUAAACCGUAAACCAAAGAAUGUCAUAUUCCGCAAGUAAUGUAGAUAAUCUAUUGUAGGCGAACGCACGAUAGUUUCGGUUGAGUUUAGCUUUAACUGUGUAAUGUAUAUAUUUCUAUAUUGGCUCGUUGGGUCGCUAUCUAGAUGCUAGGUGUCAGUAUGUGUGUUCAAUUUCACUUUCUCACUUUCGAGUGGACUCGUUUACGGCGAAAUUAGCUUUAUGUGAUGGUUACUUACAAUGUUAAAAUAUAAGUAAUACUAACUAGCUCAGUGCUAAGAAAAUUUAAUAAGCCAAUAAACACAAAUUUUGUUAAAGACGAAUCAUCGACUGAGAAUGAUGAUGGCACUGGUACCCUAUGAUCGGAAUUCUAUCCCCGCUCUCUCCAAACUUCACGAUCCUUCGGUCGAAUUUCACUUCGCAAACCGCCGGUUGCGUCUUACUCAGGACUGGAACCGGCUCGGAGUGGCUGCCGUGGUGUGGGAUGCAGCUGUGGUGCUGUGUAUGUACAUGGAGCUGGGCCAGAUCGAGCUGGCGGGCAAGACGGUCAUCGAGCUGGGGGCGGGCACGGGGCUGGCGGGCAUCGUGGCAGCGUUGCUAGGUGCCAGAGUAACGAUCACAGACAGAGAGCCAGCCCUGGAGCUCCUGCGUGCCAACGUGCACGAUAACGUUCCUCCAGAGCAGCAGGGGGCAGUGGCGGUCUCAGAGCUCACCUGGGGGGAAGGGCUGGAGCGCUACCCGGCGGGCGGCUACGACGUGGUGCUGGGGGCGGACAUCGUGUACUUGGAGGAGACGUUCCCGGCCCUGCUGCGGACCCUGGAGCACCUGAGCUCGGACGGAACCGCGGUGCUGCUCGCCUGCCGGAUCCGCUACGACCGCGACGUCGCUUUCCUCGACACGCUGCGUCAGAGCUUCGACGUGCAGGAGGUGCACUACGAGGCCCAGAGGGACGUCCACAUCUACAGAGCCGCGAAGCUCCAGGCCAGGCGGGAGCUCUGAUCCGAGGCUCCCGGCCUUGAAAGACCUUCGUCGCGCGCCUGAGGAUCUCGAAGGGAGUUUGAUUCAGAUGGACCGUAUGGACUGGCAUUUAAUUCACGUGGCCUUGGAAAAUAAACGCCAACGUCUUAAAAAUGGUGAAAUUACAACGCAAAUGUGUGGGAGAGUAUUGUAGCUCAUGGUAAUAAUCCAUUGUACGUGAAAUGAUACUGUAUUCAAGAUGCUCUAAAUUUGGGCUGGAACCCAGAAUUGUAAAGUCACUGCUUUGUCCAGCUAUAAUAGGAUGUCCAGUACUGUAAAAAUCCUCAAAUACUGAGACUUGUUCCAUUAAUAUCGGGCCUAUAUUUUAAAGGCAUUCUAUGCAGGAUUUUUUAGCUUUGCUGUGGUCCUGUUUACAAUCUAAGAAGUUUCCUCCUCCGUCUUCAGCCCUCACCCCAAGGAGGCUACCUGUCCAAGUCACUGACACUCUAAUUCUUGAGAAACUACCGGUAAAUUUCUCCCAACAAUUACCGGGGAUCACGAGCCGGACAUCAUGUACAAAUAUUUUGUGAACACUCCACUCGUAGGAAAGUACGGACACAGGAGCAACACGACACAGAGUGGAGUUACUUUGAAAGCAAUUUAAUGUGGCAUUACAUAAGUCUAUAAAAGGCUGGUGCAAUAGAUUGUUGUCACAGAAGGCGCUAAAAAGGAGAUGUGGGCAUAGGUUAUUAUGGUAAUGCGGAAGCGGCGAGCCUUCUCAGCAUCAAAGUUAGUACGUACAGCGCAGUGCCAACUCACUGGAACACAAAAAACGGAUGCUAGUCAGCAUACAGUAUGUACAACAUAUUGUUUAAAAUUAUACUUGUUAAACUGCCAUUAUACAAACUGCACAAAAGGUUAAAAAAAACUCUCCCCCUUAUAUGGAGCUCCAAAAACACUAUAGUCCCACUCCCAAAAAUAAUUUUACAGUUUUCUCACUGAAGAGUGCUAUUCUUUAAAUAAUGCAGAGAAAAUUACUUGGACUUUUAAUACAGGUGAUUCGCUGAAGGUUCACGACAAGGUUGUCUUCUUAUUUUCAUCAUUUAAAAAAAUCUAAGAAAUUUCUCAUGUCUAAAAUGGGAGCCACAUAAAAAUAUUUUUGUAGUGGGAAAACAUUCUUAUAUUGGGAUCAUUUCAGCAAGUAUUAUUAGUAUAUACAGAGAUGUUAUUUAAUAUACAAAAAGCGUUUCUUGCGGUCAGCUGCCGUCAAUCUCGCCUUCCUCAACCAUUCUCCAUUCUGAUUGGGCAGGAGAUGCCACCGGGUUACAGAAACAAAGCGGCAACUGUUGCUAAGAGCUAUAUUUCCCAUAACCAUAAAUGUCCGUGGCUGUCCUGCGCAGUCAGGCGUGCCUUGUUUAAUCACAUAAAAAAUACAGUAAAUACAAGCCACUGCUCAAGUCAGCUAGUUAACCCCACCCCGAAACCUCAAUACAGCUGUCUAAAUAUAUUCCCUUUUUAUAUGCGAGCUAAAUCAGGGUGAUUAUCAAUAGAAGAUAAUCACACUGCGUUUACUUUGGGGCAGUACGCUUCGCGGUUUUAUGCUUCAGUGCUCCGUCAUGUCGAAACUGUCAGAAAACAAACGGUCGAGAGAGCACCGAGGGAGGGAAAUCUACGUGAUUAAAGGUGUGCCGCCGCGUCGAUUUCAGUUUCCCCGCGGUGAAAGAGCCACCAUAAAUCUUAAGCCUCAAAGCAGCCUGCCGUUGGUGAUGACCACGGCCGUUUGUCAUGCCGGGAUUCGGUCGGGUGAACGCUGAUGGCUGCGCGUGAACCGCGCGCCGAGGCGGACCCGGCUGAUGGACACGGCCGUCGGCUGCGCGGGUCACAGAAACGCUAUCCCCGGCAACACGCUAUGACCAUCAGCGUAGCCCCGGAGGCGAACGACAGCACACCUGCCUCCCUGCGGCAGCCUCCACACACACAGACCAGCGUUUCAUGGCGGCUUUGCUCUCUGCAACCUUUCCCCAUUCACAAUAUUAAACACAUUAACACAUGAA